CACACAUUUGCCUUGUUGCAUUUGGAUCUUUGGAUUGGCUGAUCAGGUUCUGCUUUUUUGCUCAGUUUUUAGAUUUAUGACUUAUCAGCAGCCGCCUCGAUCUAUGACAUUGAUAUCAAUAGGAUCUAGGAUAUGGUGUCUUCGUCUCAGCCAGUGGCCUAUGAUUCCCACCGCGCGCUCAAAGAUUCCCAUUGAAAGGCGAUCUGUUAGAGGACAGCAAAUGUCCAUUCCGCUCUUCCCAUGAUUGCUAGUACCGCACAUACAUUGGCGUGAUGAUGUUUGUGAAGGGCAGUGGGGGCAAGACCAGAAUCGCCGCCGGAGGCUUAGUGGCUCCCUUAGCACAGGGUCCCACAAAGGCCAGGGGGCUGGUGGCACUGCAUUGGCGGACAGCAGAAAUCCCCUCUUGCCCAGAAGCGAGGAUGCGCAUGCCGCUGAAAAGCAGCACCUUAGGGGGAUGUCCGUGCCUUCUAGACAACGGCCAUGUGGACGAAGCCCCUCCGCCCGACUCCUCCUUUCACAAAUAUGCGCAGCCACCCCCCCCUCCAAAAUCUUCGGGAGUCCGACUUCCAGAAGGUCCUUCGAGUGCGCGAUCUUAA
Messenger RNA from Klebsormidium nitens, 596 nucleotides. The record is from the annotation of a GenBank genome assembly. Lineage: Eukaryota; Viridiplantae; Streptophyta; Klebsormidiophyceae; Klebsormidiales; Klebsormidiaceae.